UGUCAGUGUGUCGAUGACUAAUUAAGAAGAGUUGUCUGGUUCGCUGCGGAUUCACUCGAAAAAACAUUCCAGACAAUUCAGAAGAUAACAACUUGUCAAGAUGGACGCCAAGCAAAGAUCUGCAAGACUCACUGGUGGACAUGUACAAAAAUAACCCUCAGGUCAACGAGGAGCUUCGACAGCGACUUCCUUCACCUGCGUGCCAGCAAAGAAUCCUCACCCACAGAGAAGAAGCUGAAAGUUUUGAAGGCCUUCAGGUUGUCCCAAAGUAUCCGUCUUCCAGCUGCAGCCUUCUUGUGUGCCACAGUGGAGAAGCUGGUCCCGUGUCCUCAGCAGAUGUUGGAGACAUGGAGGCGGACCUGUCACCUAGUAGACCCUCUCCUCACAGUCCUGACAUGUGGGACACACUUGGACCAUGUGCAGGUCCACCACUCCCAGGACACGUCAGCAGCAGACAUCAGGACAGCGUGAUUGGUCGCGCGGCAGCGUAUGAGCAGGCUCCGCCCCCUGCCGGCGACAAGAAGGUGUCGCUGUUGUUGAGGGAGCUGGACGCGCUGAGAGACGCCAACAAGAAGCUGCUGGAGCAGCUCAGCCUUAAGGAGGAGGAGCUACAGAGGAAGGAGGUGGAGCUGAGGGCGGAGCAGAAGGAGGCCAAAGCCUGGGAAAGACCUUCAGAGUUGCUGGACCAGUUGUUAUGUGCUCACAAGGACAGAGACCAGGCUCUCAGGUCUCGAGUCAUGCUGGCCAAUCAGGAGCGAGAUGAGGCUUUACAUCGUGUUGCUCAACUGCAGCAAGCUGCCAGGUGUGACUUUGACUUGAUCACCGUGGAAGAUUGUGACCUGGAAGUCGAGGGACUUCUUCAGCGUGUGUGUGACUCCGCCUCCAUGCAAGAAAUCACACACUAUGGCUCCGCCCUGAUUCAACGUGUGCAGUUGGCACGGCAACGACGUCAUGACAUCACCAGUCAGGAGAUGAAAGCUCUGAUGGACCAGAGAGACAGCUCGCUCGCCCAGUGCCGCAGGCUGCAGCAGGAAGUCAUGAUGCAAGACAGGAAGCACCUGGAAACCAAGAAGCAGCUGGUCAAAGGUCAGUCAGAGCGAGAUGCAGCUUUGGAGGCGGAGCCUGUGCUCCAAACCAAUCCCAGCGACGUGCAGCUUGUCCAGACUCCUCCAUCUGACGGCCCUCAGCAGGCUCCGCCCCUUCUGGCUCAGCUACAGCAGCUAGCAAAGGACAAGCAGAGCUUGGAGGCGGAGCUUGUGCGUUGCCAGGAGGCGGAGCGAGAGGCCAGCGAGAGAGUGUGCAGGUUGGAGCGUCUCGUGGAAGUUUUAAGGAAAAAAGUUGGCACAGGAAGUCUGCGAGCUGUCGUCUGACUGGUUCUUGUUUUUUGUAUUUCCUGUUUGGAUGACAUCGUCUCAAUGAUCAUGUGACAUGUACUGUUUUAUUGUCAAAAUAUUGGAAUCACUUCCUGUUGCCUAAAAACUUCAAAUUAAAACU
Messenger RNA from Entelurus aequoreus (snake pipefish), 1494 nucleotides. RefSeq names its product mirror-image polydactyly 1 (gene mipol1). The record is from RefSeq and is a predicted model, not a curated record. The transcript is spliced from 14 exons. The coding region runs from base 141 to 1370 and encodes 409 amino acids. NCBI's taxonomy places the organism in Eukaryota, Metazoa, Chordata, Actinopteri, Syngnathiformes, Syngnathidae.